Messenger RNA from Brienomyrus brachyistius, 2517 nucleotides. RefSeq names its product zinc finger CCCH-type containing 10 (gene zc3h10). Gene Ontology annotation, molecular function: metal ion binding. NCBI's taxonomy places the organism in Eukaryota, Metazoa, Chordata, Actinopteri, Osteoglossiformes, Mormyridae. The record is from RefSeq and is a predicted model, not a curated record. The transcript has 3 exons. Bases 382 to 2052 code for a protein of 556 amino acids.
GAUUUAUCUUUAGCUGUUACGGCGAACGACGCGGCCUAGUUGAGGUGUUUUUCUACGUCUUGCAUAAAGAGCGUCGUUGGGCUUGGAGGACGUCCAGUAUAGUCUGUUUAUUGGGAAUGAUGGUUAUAUUUGUUUCAUAAAUCUAACAAUAAUAUAAUAAUAAUGAAAUAACCAUGCGCCCGCAAAAGUAACUCUUGCCUCCCCUCUGGACGACUGGCGAGAGCCCCACGGUGCUCGAGCAGAGGUGACGGUGGACCGUAUAGCCCCGGAUUCGCAAGGGGCAACCUCACAUAUGCGUGACUGGUUUCAGGAGCAGACAGGCGAACCGUAACCCACACUCACCCAUGUGUGCUGUGUGCCCCCCACACCUGGCCAAGCGCCAUGCCUGACCGGGACAGUGCCUACCUGUCAGGCGGUGGUGGAGGAGGCAGCGGGGCUGGAGUUGGGCUUGGUGUGGGGGAGGAAGGGGCAGGGGCAGGACUGGUUGGGGGGGCGGGAGAAGGCAGAGGUGCAAGCGGGGGAGGCACUGGGGGUUGUGGAGGGGGAGGUGCUGGGGUUGGGGGUAUGGGAGGAGGCGGGGCACUAGGGAAUGGGACUAGCUGUGGGGCCGGGAGCAAUGGCGGCCUGGGCUCGGGGGUGGGCUUGGACGGCGUCUGCCGGGACUUCCUGCGGAAUGUGUGCAAGCGGGGGAAGCGCUGCCGCUUCCGGCACCCGGACUUCAGCGAGGUGCCCGACCUCGGCGUGCAGAAGAACGAGUUCAUCUUCUGCCACGACCACCAGAACAAGGAGUGUGUGCGCUCCAACUGCCGCUUUGUGCACGGCUCCAAGGAGGACGAGGACUACUACAAGAAGACGGGCGAGCUGCCCCUGCGUCUGCGCGGGAAGGUGGCGGCCGGCCUGGGCCUCUCCCCCACGGACCUGCCGCUGAGCCGCGGGGAGGUGCCCAUUUGCCGGGACUUUCUCAAGGGCGAGUGCCAGCGAGGGAAUAAAUGUAAAUUCCGGCACGUCAAGAAGGACUAUGAGUAUGAUGCAUCCCGGGGAGGGGUUGGGGGUGUCAUGGGCACGGGAGUCAGCGGGAUGGUGAGUGUGGGUGGUGUUGGGGGGGGUGGGGUAGGUGUGGGCGGUGGCAUGUCGGGGUUGGUGGGUGGGGGUGGUAAUAUGAUGGGCAUGGGGUGCCCGAGUUUGGGCGGCUGCAGGGAUCAAGGUGUGUCCGGCGGGGGGGGCAGUGGCGGCAGCAGUCUGGGCGGCUGCAUGUCCAUGGGACCAGUGGGGCCGCGACGUUUUGACAGGGGCCCGUGCUCCGUGUACGACCCCCUGUUCGAGAGCGGCCUGUUUGAAGCCGGCGUCUUCGAGGCCCCUGUGGACCACACGGCCCUGCAGCUCAAGAGGCGCAGGCUGGAGGGGCUGCGUCUGGCGGACGGUGGCAGCGCGGCCCACUACGAGCUAGGAGUCCAGGCUGCCCUCGCCCCCCGCCCCCUGGAGUACAGGUUUCUGGAGGAGGAGAAUGCGCUGCUGAGGAAGAGAGUGGAGGAGCUGAAAAAACAGGUCUCAAACCUCAUUGCCACCAACGAAGUUCUGUUGGAGCAAAACGCCCAGUUCCGCAGCCAGACCAAGGUGCUGACACUGUCCUCCACCCCCACGCCCUCCGAGCAGAGCCUGGCGCCCCCGGUGGGCUCCGUCAGCUCCUACAACCACGGCAUCGCACAGACCCACACUACGCUGAGCAGCGCAGGCCUGCAGCCGCGCCCCGUCACCCAGCAGGACCUGGUGGCCCCGGCGGGGGCCCCCACCGCGCCUCCGUCCAAUGCCGCCCCGCCUACCGCGCCCCACCUCAACCCCGAAAUCACCCCGCUCUCCGCAGCCUUGGCCCAGACUAUAGCCCAGGGCAUGGCCCCGCCGGUGUCCAUGGCCCCCGUAGCCGUGUCUGUGGCCCCUGUGGCGGUGUCCAUGGCCCAGCCCCUGCCUGGCAUCACCAUGAGUCAUGCCACCACCCCCAUGGUCUCGUACCCCAUCGCCAGCCAGAGCAUGAGAAUCACCACCAUCCCUCACUGAUGGACCACUGCGACGAGCCCCCGGGGGGGGGGGGGGACAGUUGCUAGGUGAAGCCCCUCCCAGGGUGGUAUAGCUGAUGUGUCCAGACUUAUGCCAGAGCAGCCUGACUGCUUCCCCAUUCUAAGGGAUUCUGGACCAGUGGCACCAGAACGGCGACUGAAGCAGAUUUAAACAAAAAGGAGGCCGGAAGUGGCGCUUCAGCGAGCGAUGGAUCCUUUUAAUGUGUAUUUUUUUUUGUUUCGUUUUAUUGUUGAUUUGCUCUAAAACAGGGAGUUUUGCACAGACGCGAAAUAACCACAUGGACAUUCUCGCUUGCUGAUAUUGAUAUUGUUUGGUAGCAGGUUCAGUUUUACCCAAUGAUGUAUAAAAAGAUCACAGACUUUUGUCAUGUGGCAAUAAGUUGAUGAAAAGUCUCUAUUGUGAGGCUGCUGUAUUUCUUGAAAACACGAGUUUUUCAUACUUAAA